Camelina sativa (false flax) is the source of this 792-nucleotide messenger RNA. Its product is annotated as RING-H2 finger protein ATL17-like. NCBI's taxonomy places the organism in Eukaryota, Viridiplantae, Streptophyta, Magnoliopsida, Brassicales, Brassicaceae. The record is from RefSeq and is a predicted model, not a curated record.
AUGAGUUUUCGCAACCCGAAUCCAGUGAGCACAUCCAGUACCGAUUCAGAUCCUAUGAGUUUUGUCAUAAACAGCAAAAUCAUACUCACCGCCACAAUCAUAAUCUUAUUCAUUGUCCUUUUUAUGAUCUUUCUUCACCAUUACUCUCGCCGCUCCAAUCUCAAUCGUCAUGUCGGCGACCCUUCCACCACCGCCGUCGUCACCACUCACGGUGGCCUUAACCCUUCCGUCAUCAAAUCUCUUCCUGAAUUCACAUUCUCCGCAACCGCACAAACCGCUAUGGAAUGUGGGGUUUGCCUCUCGGAGCUCGAGGAUAAUGAAACAUGUCGGGUUUUGCCAAACUGCAGCCAUACGUUUCACAUUGAUUGUAUUGAUAUGUGGUUUCAUUCUCAUUCCACUUGUCCUCUCUGCCGAUCACUCGUGGAGCCUUUCGCCGGAGGAGUUAAAUCGAUGGCAGAGGAAGUUUCGGUCUCCCGUCGUCACAUUGCCAACCCUUCCACCACCGCCGUGGUCACCACUCACGGUGGCCUUAACCCUUCCGUCAUCAAAUCUCUUCCUGAAUUCACAUUCUCCGCAACCGCACAAACCUCUAUGGAAUGUGGGGUUUGCCUCUCGGAGCUCGAGGAUAACGAAACAUAUCAAGUUUUGCCAAACUGCAACCAUACGUUUCACAUUGACUGUAUUGAUAUGUGGUUUCAUUCUCAUUCCACUUGUCCUAUCUGCCGAUCACUCGUGGAGCCUUUCGCCGGAGGAGUUAAAUCGAUGGCAGAGAAACUUUCGGUCUCCCAGUGA